GUUGUGUACAUAUAUGUACAUAUAUAUAUAUGUAGUUUCAGUGCCUUCUUAUAGUUCCUGAGGCACCCUGGAAAGCUAUGGAAGGAGACGUUCAAUCAUCUCAUGGGUUCUUACCUUGGAUUUUCCGUAGAAAAUUAAUCGCCGGCGGGCGGGGAUCGAAGAAAGGGGCCCUAACAAUCGCUUUUCUCUUCGCCAUUGUGGCCCUCAUCGGCAUCAUAAUCGUGUUUCAAUUGAUUAGACGUUCCAUCCUUUCGGGUUCUUCAUGGCAGAGGGCAUUUUCAUUUCCGACAUCCCAGAGCCCCGUAAUGCAGCCGAAGAGAAUCGAAUACUUCCUCAACUGUUCCGGCCGCCAGGAUCACAAGUCUUGUCCGGUGAAUCAUCCGAUCAAAACAGCGUACAGAGCUGACGCCGGGAAAUGCCCGGAGUACUUCCGGUGGAUCUACGAAGAUCUGCGGCCAUGGAAGGAAAGUGGGAUCACAAGAGAGAUGGUGGAAAAUGCUAAAAGGGAAGCACAUUUUAGGCUUGUGGUAGUGAACGGGAAAGUUUACAUUGACAAGUAUCGACCGGCUUAUCAAACGAGAGAUGUGUUCACGAUUUGGGGGAUUCUACAGCUUCUAAGGCUGUAUCCCGGCCGGCUGCCGGACUUGGAUCUGAUGUUCCAGUGCAACGACCGACCGUCCAUCUUGAAGAGCAAGUACGAGGGAGAGCAUGCCACUCCGCCACCGCCAUUGUUCCAUUAUUGCGGGAACAAUUCUACCUUGGACAUCGUCUUCCCCGACUGGUCUUUCUGGGGUUGGGUUGAGAUCAACAUCCCGCCAUGGGAAACCUUGAAGAAGGAGCUGGAAAGAGGAAACCAUCUAAUAAAGUGGAAGGACAGAAAGCCCUACGCCUACUGGAAAGGCAACAUCUUCGUCGGCAAUCCCAUGAGAAGAGACCUCGCCAAGUGCAAUGUAACCGACAACCAAGACUGGAAUGCUCGAAUCUAUCACCUGUCAUGGCCCCGCGAAUCGCAGAAAGGCUUCAAGAACACGAGGCUGGCAAAGCAGUGCGAUUACAGGUAUAAGAUUUAUGCAGAAGGUAAUGCGUGGUCGGUGAGCGAGAAGUACAUUCUAGCGUGCGAUUCGAUGAGUUUAUUCAUAAGGCCUCAGUACUUUGAUUUCUUCACCAGAGACUUGCUUCCGACAGUUCACUACUGGCCGGUGAACAAGCACCAUCUGUGCCAGUCGUUGAAAUUCGUCGUCGAUUGGGGAAACAAGCACCCGGAAAAGGCCCAAAGGAUCGGCAAGGCGGGAAGUAGAUACAUACAAGAAAAGCUGAAGAUGAAGUACAUAUACGACUACAUGUUUCACUUGCUAAACGAGUAUGGAAAGCUCUUGAAAUACAAGCCCACUGUGCCCGAAGGGAUCACCCCAAUGUGCUUAGAGCGCAUGGCUUGCAGAGCCAAGAGGGUUCAACGCAAGUUCCAGGUAGAAUCCAUGGUGAAAGCCCCGGCGGAGAUAGGGUCAUGCUCGCUGCCUCUGCCGUAUCGCCGCCCUGAACUGGAGGCUUUUCUGGAGAGAAAAGAAAGGCUAAGGAAGCAGGUUGAGAUGUGGGAAGCCAGUGCAGACAUCUGAGGAUCAUGCAUUGUGUGUGUGGUGUAAACCAGUUUUCUAGAUCAAAUGUAGUUGCAACAACAUAUAUUUAGACACCAUAGCAUUGGGUUAGAGAAUUGAAUUGAUGUUAGGAAAAAUUUUAGUGGGCGUCGCAGCCAAAAUAUUUAGGUGUUACCACCUAAUCCCGCGAUAGUCGAGAUUAAGUAUGAGCGUUUGAUUGCCCCCAGAACAUAGGUCGAGUGGUCAGAUAAGUAUUAUGUCGAUGUCAAUUUGAUGGGUUACAUAUAAGCUUAAUUAUCUUUAAUUAAUCUACAAAUAU
Diospyros lotus (date-plum) is the source of this 1911-nucleotide messenger RNA. RefSeq lists its product as uncharacterized. The transcript is spliced from 6 exons. The record is from RefSeq and is a predicted model, not a curated record. The coding region runs from base 78 to 1613 and encodes 511 amino acids. Lineage: Eukaryota; Viridiplantae; Streptophyta; Magnoliopsida; Ericales; Ebenaceae.